AUGUUGUCGACCCCUAAGAAACACACGAAAACGCACUCGACGUAUGCGUUCGAAAGCAAUACCAACAGCGUUGCAGCAUCGCAGAUGCGUAAUGCGCUCAACCGAUUGGCGGAUUCUGUCAAAGACGAAGAAUUGCGCAGCAAAAGCGAACUUGAGCUCGAUUCGUUCUUCACGCUGUUUAGACGAUACCUGGUAGAAAAAGCUUCUGGAAGCACGCUGGAGUGGGACCGGAUCAAGUCGCCCAACCCAGAAGAAGUCGUGGAGUACUCUGUGAUCAAGCAACAGCCAGAACAGGUCUCUAACCUCAGCAAGCUGGCCGUGCUGAAGCUCAAUGGUGGACUGGGUACCUCAAUGGGAUGUGUGGGCCCCAAAUCCGUGAUCGAAGUCCGCGACGGAAACACAUUUCUCGAUCUCUCCGUGCGUCAGAUCGAGUAUUUGAACAGACAAUACGACAGCGAUGUGCCGCUGUUGUUGAUGAACUCUUUUAACACGGACUCGGACACCGCACAUCUUAUCAAAAAAUACACAGGAAACCGUAUCCGUAUUCGUUCUUUUAACCAAUCGCGCUUCCCACGUGUGUUCAAAGAUUCGUUUUUGCCAGUGCCAUCUUCUUACGACGACGAUUUGGACGCCUGGUAUCCCCCAGGCCACGGUGACUUGUUCGAAUCUUUGCACGCUUCUGGUGAACUGGACGCUUUGAUCGCCCAGGGUCGUGAAAUCUUGUUUGUUUCUAACGGUGACAACUUGGGUGCCACGGUCGAUCUCAAAAUUCUCAACCAUAUGAUCGAAACCGGUGCAGAAUAUAUCAUGGAAUUGACUGACAAGACUAGAGCCGAUGUGAAGGGUGGUACAUUGAUCUCCUACGAUGGCCAAGUGCGUUUGUUGGAAGUGGCUCAAGUGCCUAAGGAACAUGUUGACGAGUUCAAAAAUAUCCGCAAGUUCAAAAACUUCAACACCAAUAAUUUAUGGAUUAAUUUGAAGGCAGUGAAGAGACUUGUCGAAUCCAGUAGCUUGCAAAUGGAAAUCAUUCCAAAUCAAAAGACUAUCAAGAGAGGCGGCCACGAAAUCAAUGUGUUGCAAUUAGAGACUGCUUGCGGUGCUGCUAUUAGACAUUUCGAGGGUGCACACGGUGUGGUGGUCCCCAGAUCUCGUUUCUUGCCUGUCAAGACAUGUUCCGAUUUGUUCUUGGUGAAAUCGGACCUGUUCGAACUGGAACAUGGUGCUUUGAAACUUGACUCUUCCAGAUUUGGACCUAAUCCACUAAUUAAACUAGGAUCCCAUUUCAAAAAAGUUUCUGAUUUCAACGCACAUGUGCCUCACAUCCCUAAGAUCGUUGAACUGGACCAUUUGACCGUUACAGGUAACGUCUUUUUAGGUAAAGGCGUGCACUUGAAAGGAACAGUCAUUAUCGUUUGCUCUGAGGGCCAAAGAAUCGAUAUACCAAAUGGAUCGGUUUUGGAAAACGUUGUCAUCACGGGUAACUUACAAAUCUUGGAGCAUUAA
Messenger RNA from Lachancea sp. 'fantastica', 1503 nucleotides. The record is from the annotation of a GenBank genome assembly. NCBI's taxonomy places the organism in Eukaryota, Fungi, Ascomycota, Saccharomycetes, Saccharomycetales, Saccharomycetaceae.